UCGGUGAUGGAGGAUUAUGGAGGGAAAGUCAGUGGUUCGAAGCGCAUAAAGUCGCAAGUGAGGCUGGUUCAUACACUCUUCUUGGCCGUAGACCUCUUCGGUAAAUGCUCUUUCAUCGUCAUCGACAUCAGCAGCAGCAGCGACAGCAUCAUCAUCAUCAUCAUCAUCGCCUUCUUGUUAUCUUCACCAUUGUCAGUUUCAUCAUCCGAAGUCUUCCUCUCCAUUGCCGCCAUCAGAGCCAUCUUCCACAACAUUGCCUCAUCAUCAUCAUCACACCCACCUUCUCCCGUUGCCCCAACAACGGUGCCAACAUUGUUACUACUAAUCAAGAAGUAGGGUGCUCUUUACCCCAGCCUCCAAAGUCGCUUCCACAUAUCGCCACCUGUUAUCUUUCCUGUGUGUCCUAUUCCAUAACAUCAGCUAAAAGUUUCAUCCUCGGAGUGAUUGUUGACCUGAUGACCGCCCAGCCGCUGCCUUCAAAGGAAUCUUGCUAUCAGAUCAAGGUCUUCUUUCAAGUCGUCAACAGAUCGUCCUCGCGAGAUAUGAAGAAAGUAACGCAGCGGAUGUGGCAAUAACGAUGUCAAGCCGAAAGUUUUAUGUUAUUGCCAACAGACUGAUUUUGAAGCCUGGUCAGCGUAACACAAACUCCUGCCGUCCUGGGCUUUGGAGCCGAUGAGUAGGAGGGUCACGGCGGGGGCGAGGUAAUCAGCCUAAUCUGAACCCCAUGUCCCUAAUGAGACUCCUCGUCAAAUUGAAUCAAAGACGUGUAACAGGGCAUGUAUUUUAAACCUGUAUUUACUUUUCUACGCGUCAUUCUGGCCAGGAAGUUUCUCAGAGAAACAAUCUUGGUGGGUGGCAGCUUCCCACCUUGCAUGUGUGUCUGUCCGUUAUAUCAUAUAUCCAUGAGUCCAUGAUAAAUAGAAAAGAUCAGACAACGGUUCAAGGAGAUUCUUCAUAAAAAACUUAAAGAAAAUGAGCGACUUCUGUGACUUUUAAAUACUAUGGCUGUAAUACUGGUAAGGAAUAUGUGGAGCGUCAAGGUCGGUCAGGAUCGUUUCUGUGAGUCUUUCUACGUUUCUCUCAUGUCUCUAGUAGUGC
Branchiostoma floridae (Florida lancelet) is the source of this 1098-nucleotide messenger RNA. RefSeq lists its product as uncharacterized. The record is from RefSeq and is a predicted model, not a curated record. NCBI's taxonomy places the organism in Eukaryota, Metazoa, Chordata, Leptocardii, Amphioxiformes, Branchiostomatidae. The transcript has 2 exons. The coding region runs from base 7 to 336 and encodes 109 amino acids.